CCUGAAGAAAAGAAAAGAAAAGAAGAAGAAAAGAAGAGGAUGGAAUAACUAAUAGAUUUGAGUAAUCGAAGAUCUUAUUUUUCUCUCUCGCCAUAUUCGUUGACGUUGAACCAUUCCAGAGUUGUCAUUUCUCUCCCUGCUUCCCUUUUUACACCUUCAUUAUUUCCUUCUCCUACUGAUCUUCAUUUUUCCUCGAAUUUGGGGCUUGAUUUUGGGUGUUGAUUUAUGGAACCCCAAAUCAAAGCCCCGUUUUAACCCUCUUCUCUUUUAAUCAUCCCUUCCCGUCCAAAAAGAAGAAGAGCCCUCCCUGCCUUCUCCCUCAUUUGCGCCUGCAGAACUGCAGAUGCAUUGUUUUAGAACAACUCGUUUUAAGGGUAUUGGUUGGAGGAAAAUCAUGUCGUCGUCUUCAAGUCGAUGAGAGGUGAUUUCGAGGUAAAACAAUGCCUUCAGGAAAGAUUAUCAUGAAUUUGGGAAUGAAUCAAAAGUUGGAUCCUUAUGAGGAAGAAAUCGUGGAGAGAUCUCCAACAGGUCGAUAUGUUAGGUGUAAUGAAAUCCUGGGGAAAGGAGCAUUUAAGAUAGUUUAUAAGGGUUUUGAUGAAAUUGAUGGUAUAGAAGUGGCUUGGAAUCAAGUAAGCCUUGAUGAUGCAUUUAGGUCACCAGAGCAUUUAGAAAGGCUUUAUUCAGAGGUUCAUCUUCUAAAAACAUUGAAACAUGAAAACGUUAUCAAUUCUUAUUGUUCUUGGGUGGACAAUGAUAGUAAAACAAUAAACAUGAUUACUGAGUUGUUAACUUCAGGCAGUUUGAGACAAUAUCGUAUGAAACACAAGAAUGUUGAUAUGAAGGCUAUCAAGAAUUGGGCGAAGCAAAUUCUACAUGGAUUAGUUUUUCUUCAUAGUUGUAAUCCUCCCAUUAUUCACAGGGAUUUAAAAUGUGAUAACAUUUUUGUUAAUGGGAAUAGUGGUGAGAUCAAAAUAGGUGAUCUUGGUUUAGCUGCUGUUAUGCAGCAACCUAUGGCAACAAGUGUUAUUGGUACUCCGGAAUUCAUGGCCCCAGAAUUGUACGAAGAGAAAUACAAUGAACUAGUUGACAUUUACUCGUUUGGUAUGUGUAUGUUAGAAUUGGUUACCCGCGAUUAUCCAUACAGUGAAUGCCAAAAUCCUGCCCAAAUCUAUAAGAAAGUCGCUUCUGGUAUAAAACCUGCAGGUCUUAAAAGUGUAAAAGAUAGACAAGUGAAAGAAUUUAUAGAAAAAUGUCUUGUUCCUGCAUGUGAUAGAAUGUCUGCUGCUGAAUUAUUGGAAGAUCCAUUCCUAUCUGAAGUAGUAGCCGUAACAGGAGAGCUUAAUAAGAAGCAGCCCGGCCAUAAGAAACAAUUGUCAUCGAAUGGUUCUUUUACAAUUAGUGACAACAACUCGACUAUGGAAUUGUUGAAAACUUAUGGAGACGAGGAGUAUAGAAUUAAAGGUGUAAAAGAUAAUGAUGAUUCAGUUUCAUUAACCCUGCGAAUGGUUGAAUCAUCUGGUAAGUUGCAUAAUAUACAUUUCGUGUUCUACCUAGAUUUAGAUACUGCAUUUGCUGUUGCUGGUGAAAUGGUUGAACAACUUGAUUUGGCAAACGAAAAUGUGAUAAUCAUAGCUGAGUUAAUUGACAGCUUGAUAAGGAGUCUCGUACCUUCAUGGAAGCUUCCGUGUGAGAAUUAUUUCAGUACCCGCACUUCUUAUGAAGAUUGCAUGGAUAUGCGAAGUGAAACUUCAUUGCCUUGUUCUUUCGUUUCAAAUUCAGCUGCAGUUUUUCAACAACAUUCUCCUCCAUACAAUUGUAAUAAUAAUAAUAAUAAAAAUGGUUUGAUUAGAAAUGGAUGUCCUCCUCAUCCUAAUCCUCCUCGUGGUGUUUCCAAUGGGUCGGUUUCUGAUAGAUGGCACGACAGUGUUUCAGAGGCGAGCAAGAUGACUUCGUCAGGAAGCAACUGCAGUUUGUCCAAUUAUAUGGAAUCAUUAAGGAUCUCUCCUGCUCAAUCAAAUGGAAAUAAUGUUAAUGUUAUUGUUAAUUCUGAAAUGGAAAUGGAAAUGGAACUUGAUGCCAUUGAUAUGCAAUACAAGCAGUCUAUCAUUGUACUUACUAAAAUGAAGGAGGAAGCAAUAGAGGAUGCUAAAAGAAGAAGAGCAAGAACAACUUGUAUAGCAAGUGAACAAACCCCUUCUUAAUUCUGACUGUAGAUCUUUUGAAUGAUUUUUUCUAGUUUUUAUACUUAUGUAACAUGUUCUAUAGAAUAUAUUUUAAAUAAAUUUUUUUAUGUGUAUUACUUUAUUAAAAUAAUAAUUAUUAAUUUGA
This is a messenger RNA of Impatiens glandulifera, 2328 nucleotides long. Its product is annotated as serine/threonine-protein kinase WNK8-like. Gene Ontology annotation, biological process: protein phosphorylation; intracellular signal transduction. Gene Ontology annotation, cellular component: cytoplasm. The coding region runs from base 441 to 2201 and encodes 586 amino acids. The record is from RefSeq and is a predicted model, not a curated record. The transcript is spliced from 7 exons. Gene Ontology annotation, molecular function: ATP binding; protein serine/threonine kinase activity. Lineage: Eukaryota; Viridiplantae; Streptophyta; Magnoliopsida; Ericales; Balsaminaceae.